ACCCCCCUCCCCGCCAGCAAGCCCACUCGGAAGUGGCGCGUCUAGACGUGCAGCACUCUCUGAAGGGAAUCCAGUGGACGUCCAUUCAAGGCGGGAGAGGGGGAAACACGCGCCCACCUGCGCCUUUAAAAAACCCAACCUGGCUUCCUUGGCUUUGGGCUGGAUGUUGGGAGGGGAGGGAGGGGGCUCGGAGGGGAGGCGUCACGUGUGCAAGCGCCUUCACGUGUGGCGGCACGGGGCGCGGGUAUAAAAAGGCCCCGCCUGGCUUGGAAGGGCUGCUGUCAGCCCCAUCGCUCUUCUUCGGACGGCGCCCGGCUUCUCCCCCCGCCCUCCUCGCCGAGCCAGGCCGGAGAAGAAGCCCCCUCCCUCCUUCCUUCCCGUGGGAGACCCGCCAUGCCUUCCUGACUGACCGCGCAGAGAGGAGAGAGAAAGAGCGAGCUUUUGGGCUGGACCCCUUCCUUCCUUCCUUCCUUCCUUCCUUCCCGAGGAAGAGACACGGCAAGGCAAGGCAGGGAUGUCGCUCUCUGGGUGCUGCAAGGAGGACGAGGAGAAGGAGAGGGCGAGCCCGGAGCGAACAGGGCAAGGGCGACACUGGCGAGUAUGUAUGACUAACUGCCCUACACUGAUUGUCAUGGUUGGCCUCCCAGCAAGAGGAAAGACUUACAUCUCAAAGAAAUUGACUCGGUACUUGAACUGGAUUGGCGUGCCUACAAAAGAAUUCAACGUUGGUCAGUAUCGUCGGGAUUUGGUAAAAACGUACAAGUCCUUUGAGUUCUUCCUGCCAGACAACGAAGAAGGCCUAAAAAUCCGAAAACAGUGUGCCUUAGCAGCACUGAAUGAUGUUCGGCGAUAUCUUGGUGAAGAAAAUGGGCAUGUGGCAGUUUUUGAUGCCACAAACACUACAAGAGAACGUAGGGAAACCAUCUAUAAGUUUGGUGAGGAAAAUGGAUAUAAGACGUUUUUUGUGGAAUCUGUAUGUGUUGAUCCAGAGGUCAUUGCUGCAAAUAUUGUGCAAGUGAAGCUGGGCAGUCCUGAUUAUGUUGACUGUGGGAGUGAUGAAGCUACAGAAGACUUCAUGAAAAGGAUUGAAUGUUACAAGAAUUCAUAUGAGACACUAGAUGAAAAUUUGGAUAAGGAUCUUUCUUACAUUAAAAUAAUGGAUGUUGGAAGGAGUUACCUUGUGAACCGAGUAAUCGAUCAUAUCCAGAGCCGUAUUGUUUACUACCUCAUGAAUAUCCACGUCACUCCUCGCUCCAUCUACCUCUGCCGACAUGGUGAAAGUGAACUAAAUCUAAAGGGAAGAAUAGGAGGAGAUACAGGGUUGUCUCCUAGAGGAAAAGAGUUUGCCAAGGGCCUGGCAUAUUUCAUUAAUGAGCAAAACAUCAAAGAUUUGAAAGUAUGGACAAGCCAGAUGAAAAGGACCAUUCAGACUGCAGAGGCCUUGGGAGUGCCUUAUGAGCAGUGGAAAGUUUUGAAUGAAAUCGAUGCGGGAGUCUGUGAAGAAAUGACAUAUGAAGAAAUUCAGGAAAAUUACCCAUUAGAAUUUGCAUUGAGAGACCAGGACAAAUACAGAUACAGAUAUCCAAAAGGAGAGUCCUAUGAAGAUCUUGUUCAAAGAUUGGAGCCAGUAAUUAUGGAAUUGGAAAGGCAGGAAAAUGUGCUUGUAAUCUGUCACCAAGCUGUUAUGCGCUGUCUGCUUGCUUACUUUCUGGACAAGCCUGCAGAAAAACUGCCUUAUCUCAAGUGCCCACUGCAUACUGUCUUAAAAUUAACCCCAGUGGCUUAUGGUUGCAAGGUAGAAUCCAUAUUCCUGAAUGUUGAAGCUGUCAAUACGCACAGAGACAAACCACAGAAUGUAUGUGUUAACCGCUCUCGGGACGAAGCUUUGAGGACUGUACCUAAUCACUUGUAACUCUCCUGACCUGGUGCCAACACCGUCCCAAACUGCUGAAGCAGCUCAAAAGGAACCACUCAGGGACAUGAGAAUGAAGACAGCCAAGUAACACUCAAAGGCACGCACUCCUCCUCUUUUAGACUGUGUUUUAACUACCAAGGACUUGGCAUCAAAGGCUGAAGCAUACCAAGUAUUUAUGGGAUAUACAAUGAAAAUGCUUUUAAUCUAUGUUGUCUUAUGUUGUCCCUUGCCCGUGGAUGUUAAAGGUUAUGAAAUUGUGUUGUUACUCAAUGUAAGGGUUUGACUUCAUCAAGCUUCUAAAAUCUUUUCUUAAGCUAUUGCUGUAGAAGACCAUCUAGUCUUUCUGUAUCAGUACUUUGAUUAUUUUAUUCAAAUAUUAUAAAAUAGCCCCAAAGAGAGGAUAUUUUUAAAUAACAGAGGGCAUAUAUAAUAUUUAUUGUAUUGUGCAAGAAAGUAUAUCAAUUCCUUCGAGAAUCCAUUCCAACUUCUGUUUUGUAAAUGUGUUAAUCCUGUUAAUAUAUCAGUUUUAGCAACACUUUUUAAUUAUUUCAGUGCUAUACAAUAGACUAUUAAAUUGCCAUUUUUUGGCUGUUUACACUCCACAAAUUGGAAUAUUGAAUUUCUUUAAAAAUUAAAUUAAAGGCACCACUUGAUAUUUCAUAUCUUCUAUAACCAAAAUUUCCUUUAAAGUGCACUCCUAUCUUUUUCAGUUAUUUUAAACCAUCUCCGUUAAUAUUUUAAAAUAUUUUUUAUAGAGAACAUGAAUAUAUUCCACAAGAUAACACCAUAUUGUAAGCACUUUUUAUUUAACAAAGGUCAUUAUACUUGUUUUUGUCUUUGAACUUUGGCUAAGCACAAAAGCAAACUACAAACAGGUACCAGUUGAGCUUAUGAAAAGAAAGGCUUAAAAAUAACACCACCUUACAUGGAAUGAAAAAGAACACAAUAAACAGCACUGUUAAGGCAAGGUUCAAGGCAAACCAUGAAACAAAAUGACUCCGAAGCAGUAGCGUUAUUAACAUUAUGGGAACAUGUUUUGUUUCUUAAACCAAAGUCACAUAUAAAAUACUGCUUCGCGUUUUUUAAUUGUGGGAUUGUUAUUAAUAAUAAUAUGACUUGUACGGUUCUUUUGUCAGCCAAAUUAUAUUGGCAAGAUGAACUGAAAGGGAUUCUUUAGAUGUGUCUGUUUUACUGAUAUAUGAAGUUUUUCCUCUCUGAAAAGCACAAGGCAUGUAGAAGUCCUAUAAAAAAUAUCUCCACUUCUCAAGAAGGGCGGACCGUUGAGUACUUUCUCUCUCGAAACCUCUGCUUCCAUACAUCAUCAUUACAGAAGAGAAAGGAAACACACUGGAACAUGAAGUGGUGCAGGUUUUUCAGUACUUGCAUGCAUAGCUCCGCGUGGUCUUGUUGAUGAAUCUGUGUAAUGUUCUUCCAACUAGGUGGAUGCCCCACAUUUUGAAAUGAGUCAAAUGAUAUACCCUUGUGCAUAUUAACCUUUCAUUUGUAUGUAUUCAAUAAAAGUGAUACAUUUUGUCAGUAAUUCUUGAUGUGACAGAAUUUGGCAAGCAGUAGAUUGGGCCCAGAAUUGUGUUGGUACACAACAUCAGUUAUGCUGCAGCAGCUGAAGGGAGAAAACAAUAGGCAUGGAUUUAGAGAAAGUGGGCUGAUUUUGUCCAUUGUCCUUGCCACACCUGACAAAAAUAAAAGGAACUACACAGUGUACUACACCAACAGGAUUCUGACUCUCAGGGGCCCCUUUCCACUACCCAGUACCCAAUUCUAGUGUUAUUAUUCCACUUUAACCGUAAUGUUGCAUCCUAUGGAAUUGUGAAAUUCGUUAUUUGAGGAGGCGCUAGAACUCUGACUAAAAAUACUCAAUGCGCCUCCCUGAAUUGCGAAUCCCACAAUUCCUUAGGAUGUUGCCAGUGCAAUCGGUGUGGAGUGAUAGCACUCUAAAUUGGGUAGGUGAAAGCUUCCAUAUGUGUUCGUUCUUGAAAAGAGGAAAGUUGUGUCCUCUGGAGUUGGAACAUUUUUAUUCACUUUCUAUGUCAGUCACUUAACUGAUUCUUGCCAUGCUGUUAGCACUAGACCUACACACAAUGCACCAUAAGUUUACAACCAUGGCUGGGUGCUAUAAUAACAACUUGCCGCUAUGUUGAGUUUCUGACUUCAGCAAUAUUUCGUUUUCAGCAAAUAAGCCAUAAAAGCAAUCUCAUUUCAGAAAAUGGAAUGAUUGUGUUAAACUGUAAGUGCUUUAACUGUAUUUCAUCUUAUCAGGUAAUAGUGUUUGAAUUGUGGAUCCCUUGUAACUGGAGUAGAUGAGGACCAGAAAGUAGAGCUCUUGACCCACAGAAACAUGUGGCAUAAGCUAUAGAACUGAGUGCUGUUCAACAAUUUUCCCAAAUGCAAGCUAAGGGAUAUGAACAAUUUUUUGCAAUGUAGUGGGAAGGUACAACUUUGUGUAGUAAAUGCUGCACUGAUAAAACAACGCUCCUUUAUUUAGAUGACACAAUGGGCUUGUCUUCAGUGGUGGGCAAAACAUUUUCUUUUAAAGUUUUCAUAACCCAAAAUAAGUGUUUAUUUUCCUUGUUCAUUUGCUUCUAUGUUUCUUGUUGUGCUCUAAGAUUACAUGGCUAAAUAUUUAAUGUAUAGUAGAUAUUUUUAUAAUACAGACUAUGAUUACAGUGUGUUCUUCUAUGGAUGUAUAAGAUAUCCCAUCUGUUGUAUGCAAUUAUAAAUUUAUGUCAAUACUUGAAAAUGAAAAGACUUAGGAAGCUCUGACUGGUUUUUUUUAAAUUAAGCUGUGAUUUUAAAUGCAGAACUUAGAAGUCAGUCCCUCUUUGAAUCUAAUAAUUGGAGUUGCUUCCAAGUAAAUGAGCUUAAGAUUGGACUGUUCUAUUUUUUAUGUUUUCCUUCAGUUCCAGAGGCUAUCUUUAGAAGAUCUAUAUUUCAACAGGACUGCUGGAAAUAUUAAAGGAAAGGGUAAAUGCAAGAAAUUCUUAAAUGCAAAGGAUAAAUGUAAGGCUUGGUUAGUAGCAGUUUCCUGUUAAGUGUAUGCUUGAGGAAAAAUCUAUAUCUGCAACUGUAUAAUAUGUGAAACAGCCUUUAGGGAGUACUAUGAAGUCCAAGGUGUUAUGAAAAGUACAUGUUAUAACUUCUGUAUGGUGGACCCAAAUGAUUUUGAAUGACUUUUUAGUUCAGAUGCAACUGUUAAAUUUAUGUGCUAGUUCUGAUGCAAUCUUUUGCUGUUUUUGGGCCUUUAAGUUAGUAUUUUAAAGGAGAUGUGAAUUUUAUGUAGCCUAAACUCCUAAAUAAUAAAUACUAAAUUUUAAAUUCUAA
Molecule: messenger RNA, 5254 nt
Organism: Anolis sagrei ordinatus
Lineage: Eukaryota; Metazoa; Chordata; Lepidosauria; Squamata; Anolidae
Gene: PFKFB4
Product: 6-phosphofructo-2-kinase/fructose-2,6-biphosphatase 4
Biological process (GO): fructose 2,6-bisphosphate metabolic process; fructose metabolic process
Cellular component (GO): cytosol
Molecular function (GO): fructose-2,6-bisphosphate 2-phosphatase activity; ATP binding; 6-phosphofructo-2-kinase activity
Source: RefSeq, a predicted model, not a curated record